This is a messenger RNA of Oncorhynchus kisutch (coho salmon), 3041 nucleotides long. RefSeq names its product U2 small nuclear ribonucleoprotein auxiliary factor 35 kDa subunit-related protein 2. Gene Ontology annotation, cellular component: U2AF complex. The record is from RefSeq and is a predicted model, not a curated record. Gene Ontology annotation, biological process: mRNA splicing, via spliceosome. The coding region runs from base 935 to 2866 and encodes 643 amino acids. NCBI's taxonomy places the organism in Eukaryota, Metazoa, Chordata, Actinopteri, Salmoniformes, Salmonidae. Gene Ontology annotation, molecular function: metal ion binding; RNA binding. The transcript is spliced from 11 exons.
UGACCAGGAAGUGAUUUAUCAUCGAACAAUCUAAAAAUUAAUGCGUUCGCUGAACAUUUUCGAAGAGAAAUGUAAAAGUUUAUGGCAACAGUACAACGGAACGAUUCAUACGGUGCAAGUCAUUUUCGUUUGAAACGAUUUUGACAAACAUUUCAAACGAAGAGGGACAUUUUCAACUUUGACCCCUGACGAAUUGAAUGAGUUUUCUGCAAAAUGGCAGCAUCAAUACCUUCUGCCGUGUCAGCACCAUUGGGUCAAAAACGCAGGGCAUCUUUGAAGAAGAAAGAAAGAAGAAAACGAAAACGCCAAGCCCUCGCCAAAGCCCAAAUCAGGGAAUCUGGUGAAAAUGGAGAUGAUUCUCCACCAGAACAGGAUGAUGAUGAAGAGGAAAGGAAGGCUGAGGAAGAAAGACGGCGCCUAGACCAGGAGUGGCUGGAGAGGGAGAGGCUGGCCCAGCAGGAAUUCAGACUCCGGUGGGAGAGGGAAGACGCUGCAAGGAAGAGACAGGAGGAAGAGGAGGCGAGGAUAAAGCAGGAAUGGGAGGCCCAGCAGAGGAGAGAGGAAGAGGAGAAGGAGCAGAAGCAACAGGAGAAGAGAGACAGAGAGGUGAAACCUGCACCAGGAGGAUAAACGCACAAUGGAAGAGCUACAUAUCCUCUUCCUUUUGGUCACACAAUGGUUUUAACUUAAGAAAUAUUACACAGUAAUGUGUCUUUUGUGUGAGAAAGAAGUGUUUUUGCCUCAGACAUCGACUUUUAUCCACGUGUUUUUCCUUAACUGUGAUACACGCAAAGGCCUUAACUAAGAUACACACAAAGAGGGACACUCCUACAGGUCUGUGCUGCCAUGGGACAAGGAUAUAUCCAGAUAUGCCACUGCAGGUUUUCACCAGCCCAUCCUAUGUUUGCACCAUUUACAGGAAGCUGUACAGAAAAUGUUGGACCAGGCUGAGAGUCAGCUGGAGAAUGGGGGUCCCUGGAGAAACCCUGAGGCUCCAGAUUUUGGUACGGAGCAAGACCGGGCUAACUGCCCCUUCUUCCUCAAAACUGGAGCCUGCCGCUUCGGCGACAGGUGCUCUCGUAAGCAUGUCCACCCCCCGUCCAGCCCUACUCUGAUGAUCCGGGGGAUGUUUGCGACUUUCGGGAUGGACCAGAGGUCACGGGACGACUACGAUACAGACGCCUGUCUGGAGCACAGCGAGGAGGAGGUACAACAGCAGUUUGUGGAUUUCUACGAGGAUGUACUUCCUGAGUUUAGGAAUGCUGGCAAGGUGUUGCAGUUUAAGGUCAGCUGCAACUUCGAGCCACAUUUGAGAGGAAAUGUUUAUGUCCAGUUUGACACAGAGGAGCAGUGCAGAGAGGCCUUCAUGAUGUUCAAUGGAAGAUGGUACGCUGGCAAACAGCUCCAAUGUGAGUUCUCUCCUGUCACCAGAUGGAAGACUGCUAUAUGUGGUUUGUUCGACCGACAGAAGUGUCCGAAAGGAAAGCACUGCAACUUCCUGCACGUGUACCGUAACCCUGGAAAUGAGUUCUGGGAGGCGGACAGGGACCUGCACAUGUCCCCCGACCGGGGAGGAGGGGGUACCGGGUCUUUCGCUGGGGGCCGGUUCUCUGAGAGGAGUAACCGCUCCUCGUGGACCGAGAGGUCACAGAGCCGACGGGGGGAGAGGAGCAGGAGGAGUAGGAGCAGGGAGAGCAGAAUAGCCCAAAGGAGAGAGAGUCUUCAGAGUGACAGGUCUUGGACCAGUCGUACCAGCACGAGACCCAGGUCGAGGAGUAGGGACAGAGAAAGGAGAGACAGGAGCAGAGAUAGGAGGGACAGAGGCAGGAGCAGGGACAGAGACCGGCUGGAUGGGAGCAGAGACCGAGAUGGGAGCAAGAGAGAGGGGUGGAGGGGUUCACCCACAGAGGCUAGUAGGGGGAGAUCCAGAUCAGCCAGCCCUGGAGAGUCCUCGAAGAGGAAGAGACAGGGGAGCAGGAGUCCUGGAGAGUCCUCUCAGAGGAGGAGACAGGGGAGCAGGAGUCCUGGAGAGUCUUCUCAGAGGAGGAGACAGGGGAGCAGGAGCCCUGGAGAGUCCUCGAAGAGGAGGAGACAGGGGAGCAGGAGUCCUGGAGAGUCCUCGAAGAGGAAGAGACAGGGGAGCAGGAGCCCUGGAGAGUCCUCUCAGAGGAGGAGACAGGGGAGCAGGAGUCCUGGAGAGUCCUCUCAGAGGAGGAGACAGGGGAGCAGGAGCCCUGGGAAAACAUCCCAAAAAGACAAGCAGCCAGCCAACGACAGCAGCGACACGGCUCCAUCACGCCACAAACGCAACAAAAAAAGCAAAAAGAAGAAGAGCAAGAGGAGGAAACCCAAGAGGGACAAAAAGAGCCAGUCGGCUGGGGGUCAGAGUUCAUCUGCAGAGUCAGGGAAGGAGUCUUGGGACGAGGAGAAACCCUCUCCAAACCUUGUAGACAGCAGUACACGGACUCCUCAUGAGGUAGACAACACUACCCAGGAGACUGUGGAUGUAGACAACACUACCCAGGAGACUGUGGAUGUAGACAACAAUACCCAGGAGACUGCUAGGGUAAAUGCCAUACUUAGUCUCAUGUUGUCUGAGUCUCUUGAUAAUGCCAAUGCAGUCACUUCAGACAUACAGACCCAGGUCAAGGAGGAGCCUGAGGAUCCCUGUCCACCUAUUGUCCCCUCUCCUAGCCCUGGGGAUGUGGACAUCGCUCAGACUCCUGAGGCAAACGCACUCUCCCCAGACCUCCAUAGUAUCUUCCUCAAGCAGGAGUAUCCCUCUCUACCCAGUGUGCCUGAAGAGGAAUGUGAACAGGAUCGACCUGAGACGCUGCCUGAUUCCCCUGACGAUGAUGACCCAUAGCAGAAUGAAAUGUGUUCUGUAUGGACUUCACCAUGACUGCUAUGGGCAUUUUGAAGUGUACACUGUUUAUGCAUUGACUGUUUUCAAUCUUCACCAAUGCACUGCUCAACCUAGCUUUCACAAAUGUUGGUUUGUUCCAAAUGUAAGAUGUGACAAUUAAAUGUUUUUUUAUACA